Molecule: messenger RNA, 1002 nt
Organism: Equus quagga
Lineage: Eukaryota; Metazoa; Chordata; Mammalia; Perissodactyla; Equidae
Product: olfactory receptor 4K17-like
Exons: 1
Coding region: 55-1002 (315 amino acids)
Biological process (GO): G protein-coupled receptor signaling pathway
Cellular component (GO): membrane
Molecular function (GO): G protein-coupled receptor activity; olfactory receptor activity
Source: RefSeq, a predicted model, not a curated record
GGUAUUAGUGCUGUCUUCUUUCACUCCACAGGUCAUCCCUGAAUAAACCAUACAAUGGAGUCCAUGGAACAAUUAAAUCAGUCCCAAGUGUCAGAGUUCAUUUUGCUGGGACUGACCAACUCCCAGGAUAUACAGUUUCUUCUCUUUGCACUCUUCUCAGUUAUCUAUGUGCUCACAGUUUCAGGCAACCUUCUCAUUGUGGUCACAGUGUUUUACAUCCCAAACCUGCACACCCCCAUGUACUUUCUCCUUGGAAACCUCUCCUUUGUGGAUAUGACCCUUGCAUCCUUUGCCACCCCUAAGAUGAUUGUGAACUUGGUAAAAAAGCAGAAGAUCAUUUCCUUUGCUGGAUGCUUCACACAGAUCUUUCUCCUUCACUUACUGGGUGGAGCUGAAAUGGUACUUUUGGUAUUCAUGGCAUAUGACAGAUAUGUGGCUAUUUGUAAGCCCCUACAUUACAUGACCAUCAUGAACAAGAAGGUGUGUGUUUUGCUGGUAGUGACCUCAUGGUUCUUAGGUCUCCUUCAUGCAGGGCUUCAGAUUCCCUUUGUUGUGAACCUGCCAUUCUGUGGUCCCAACACAGUGGAAAGCAUUUUCUGUGAUCUCCCUCUGGUUACUAAACUUGCCUGCAUAGAUACCUACAUUGUAGAGAUAGUCAUUGUUGCCAACAGUGGGAUGAUCUCUCUGAGCUGUUUCAGUAUUUUGCUUAUCUCCUACAGUGUGAUCCUCAUAACCAUCAGGAGUCGCUCUUCUACUGGGCAGUCCAAAGCUCGUGCCACUUUGACUGCUCACAUCACAGUGGUGAUUAUUUUCUUUGGUCCAUGCAUCUUCGUCUAUAUCUGGCCUUUCAGCAACCACUCUGUGGAUAAGUUCCUUGCUGUUUUUUACACCAUUGUCACCCCUAUCUUGAACCCAAUUAUCUACACUCUGAGAAACAAAGAAAUGAAGACAGCCAUGAAUAAAUUAUGGAAUGCUUUUGUGACUUCUAGAGAGGAUACUUAG